CCAAGUGGAAGAUGAGUCCUCUCAUUUGGAUGAAAUGCCAUUAAUGAUGUCAGAAGAAGGCUUUGAAAAUGAUGAGAGUGAUUACCAUACUCUACCAAGAGCCAGAAUUUCUCAGAGAAGAAGAGGCUUAGAAUGGUUUAUCUGUGGUGGCUGGAAGUUCCUUUGCACUAGUUGUUCUGAUUGGCUUAUAAACAUUUGCCGAAGAAAGAAAGAGCUGAAGGCUCGCACAGUGUGGCUUGGGUGUCCUGAAAAGUGUGAAGAAAAAUACCCCAAAAAUGCCAUAAAAAAUCAAAAAUACAACGUCUUUACCUUUAUACCUGGGGUUUUAUAUGAACAGUUCAAGUUUUUCUUGAAUCUCUAUUUUCUCGUCGUGUCCUGCUCACAGUUUGUACCAGCAUUGAAAAUAGGCUACCUGUACACAUACUGGGCUCCUCUGGGAUUUGUUUUGACGGUCACAGUGGUACGGGAAGCCGUUGAUGAAUUUCGACGUUACAAGAGAGACAAGGAAAUGAACUCACAGUUAUAUAGCAAGCUGACAGUACGAGGUAAAGUGCAAGUUAAGAGUUCAGACAUACAAGUUGGAGACCUCAUCAUAGUGGAAAAGAAUCAGCGAAUCCCAUCUGACAUGGUGUUUCUCAGAACAUCGGAAAAAACGGGUUCGUGUUUCAUUCGAACUGACCAGCUUGAUGGAGAAACAGACUGGAAACUGAAGGUCGCUGUCAGUUGCACACAAAGAUUGCCAGCUUUGGGGGAUCUCUUUUCAAUCAAUGCUUAUGUUUAUGCUCAGAAGCCACAGCUGGAUAUUCACAGUUUUGAGGGUACCUUCACACGGGAAGACAGUGAUCCAGCAGUUCAUGAAAGCCUAAGCAUAGAAAAUACAUUAUGGGCAAGCACUGUUGUUGCUUCAGGAACUGUAAUUGGUGUUGUCAUUUACACAGGCAAGGAAACUCGAAGUGUAAUGAACACAUCCAAUCCAAAAAAUAAGGUUGGCUUGCUGGACCUGGAGUUGAAUCAACUGACCAAAGCUCUGUUUUUGGCUUUAGUUGCACUAUCAGUUGUUAUGGUAACCUUGCAAGGAUUUGUAGGCCCAUGGUAUCGCAACCUUUUCCGGUUCCUCCUCCUGUUUUCCUAUAUCAUCCCGAUCAGUUUACGUGUGAACUUGGACAUGGGUAAGGCAGCCUAUGGGUGGAUGAUUAUGAAAGAUGACAAUAUUCCUGGAACAGUUGUUCGAACUAGCACCAUACCAGAAGAGUUGGGACGAUUAGUUUAUUUACUAACGGAUAAAACAGGAACACUUACACAGAAUGAGAUGAUAUUUAAGCGCCUCCACCUAGGUACUGUGUCCUAUGGAACAGACACAAUGGAUGAAAUUCAGAGUCAUAUUAUAAACUCUUAUUCACAGGUGCACUCUCAGAAUAGUGGAAACAGUACAAGUUCAACACCAUCUAGGAAGCCUCAGUCGUCUGCACCCAAAGUCCGCAAGAGUGUCAGCAGUCGAAUACACGAAGCAGUGAAGGCCAUUGCACUGUGCCACAAUGUGACCCCAGUAUAUGAAUCCCGGGCUGGUGUGUCUGGAGAAACAGAAUAUGCAGAGGUGGAUCAGGACUUCAGCGAUGAAAAUCGAACUUACCAGGCUUCCAGCCCUGAUGAGGUAGCUCUGGUGCAGUGGACGGAGAGCGUCGGUCUCACUCUGGUUAACAGGGAUUUGACCUCCAUGCAGCUGAAGACCCCUGGUGGACACAUUCUGACGUACUAUAUUCUGCAGAUCUUUCCGUUCACUUCUGAGAGCAAGCGCAUGGGGAUCAUAGUUAGGGAUGAAUCUUCAGGAGAAAUUACAUUUUACAUGAAGGGUGCAGAUGUUGCAAUGUCCACUAUUGUACAGUACAAUGACUGGUUAGAAGAAGAGUGUGGUAAUAUGGCACGAGAAGGACUGCGUACGCUGGUUGUUGCCAAAAAAUCACUGACUGAAGAACAGUAUCAAGAUUUUGAGAGUCGAUAUAACCAAGCAAAGUUAAGUAUACAUGAUAGAAACCUGAAGGUUGCUGCUGUUGUAGAGAGUUUGGAGCGAGAAAUGGAAUUGCUGUGUCUCACUGGAGUAGAAGAUCAGCUGCAAGCAGAUGUUAGACCAACUCUAGAGAUGCUAAGAAAUGCUGGAAUAAAGAUAUGGAUGUUAACAGGAGAUAAACUGGAGACAGCAACUUGCAUUGCGAAAAGUUCUCACUUAGUGUCUAGGACUCAAGAUAUUCACAUUUUCAGACCUGUUACCACUCGAGGAGAGGCUCACUUAGAACUAAAUGCCUUUAGGAGGAAGCAUGACUGUGCCUUGGUGAUAUCUGGGGACUCACUUGAGGUUUGUCUGAAGUAUUAUGAGCAUGAAUUUGUAGAGUUGGCUUGUCAGUGUCCUGCUGUAGUGUGCUGCCGGUGUUCUCCCACCCAAAAAGCUCAUAUUGUGAAACUGUUACAGCACCACACUGGAAAACGCACGUGUGCAAUAGGUGAUGGAGGAAAUGAUGUCAGCAUGAUCCAAGCAGCAGACUGUGGAAUUGGAAUUGAAGGCAAGGAAGGAAAACAAGCUUCCCUAGCAGCUGACUUUUCUAUCACUCAGUUUAAACAUAUAGGUAGGCUGCUGAUGGUACAUGGUCGAAACAGUUACAAAAGAUCAGCAGCACUUGGUCAAUUUGUCAUGCACCGAGGCCUUAUUAUUUCAACUAUGCAGGCUGUAUUUUCAUCAGUCUUCUAUUUUGCAUCUGUUCCCUUGUACCAAGGAUUCCUAAUGGUAGGGUAUGCAACCAUAUAUACUAUGUUUCCAGUCUUCUCUCUAGUAUUGGAUCAGGAUGUGAAGCCAGAAAUGGCAUUGCUAUAUCCAGAACUUUAUAAGGAUCUCACAAAGGGAAGAUCUUUGUCAUUUAAGACCUUCCUCAUCUGGGUUUUAAUCAGUAUUUACCAAGGUGGUAUUCUGAUGUAUGGAGCCCUGCUGCUUUUUGAAUCUGAAUUUGUACAUGUCGUUGCCAUUUCCUUCACUGCCCUAAUCUUGACUGAGCUCUUGAUGGUUGCACUGACCAUACGAACAUGGCACUGGUUAAUGGUGGUGGCUGAAUUCCUCAGUCUUGGCUGCUAUGUGGCCUCUCUUGCAUUUCUAAAUGAAUACUUUGGUAUAGGCAGAGUGUCUUUUGGAGCUUUCUUAGAUGUUGCCUUUAUCACAACUGUGACCUUCCUGUGGAAAGUGUCAGCAAUCACUGUUGUAAGCUGUCUUCCACUUUACAUUCUCAAGUACUUGAAGCGCAAAUUUUCUCCUCCAAGUUACUCCAAGCUUACCUCGUAAAAGUAAUUAUAUUCCUAUGGUUUUUCACUCACACCAGUCUGCAAAUUGCACAUUCACUGUGCUUUAGUGUUUAUGGAUUUAUGCUGGACUAAAGAAAUUAAAAAAAAAAAAAAAAAAGUGAUAGAAUUAAUAGAGCACAAAAAGAGGAGGAAACAUAUGACAGGUACAGUAACACAAGUACGCUAACCAGACUAUCAGAGAUAAACUAAAUUUUCUUCAUGCUGAUUUUUUUUUUUACUUUCAGUUGCUAUGAUUAUAAAAUAAAACUGAAUUACCUUUGAUUUGACAAUGCUUCUGAAUGGGUUCAUUGCUACUGUAAAGGAUUUUUUGCUACUGUAAAGGAUUUUUUCCUACUGUACUAAUAUUCCGCAAGUUGAAUUGAAAGUUUUGUUAUUUAUUACAUAACUUCUGUUCUUUAAUUAUUACAUAACUUCCUAAUUCAAGUCCUUUCUUUUAAUGUUUAUACAUGGAAA
This is a messenger RNA of Nipponia nippon (crested ibis), 3795 nucleotides long. NCBI's taxonomy places the organism in Eukaryota, Metazoa, Chordata, Aves, Pelecaniformes, Threskiornithidae. The record is from RefSeq and is a predicted model, not a curated record.